This is a messenger RNA of Seminavis robusta, 1446 nucleotides long. NCBI's taxonomy places the organism in Eukaryota, Bacillariophyta, Bacillariophyceae, Naviculales, Naviculaceae. The record is from the annotation of a GenBank genome assembly.
AUGAACAAGACAACGUUUCCCAAGUCCUGCCAUGCCCACUGGGACUGCUCCAAAGGAGCUUCGGCUUUCAGCUUAUUAGAAGCGUGUCUCGAUGCAUGGGUAUCCUGGCAAUCCAAAAUCACCAAAAACGAUGGAACCAUGUUUCUCGAAGAAGAGGCGCUCCAGGAUCUGACUGCCAUGCUACAAACGAUUGCUCCCUCGGAUCAAGCCAUUCAUGUUGUAGUGGAGAAGAGCUCUACUACUACACGCAGUGGCAUGAAGGAUGGUGGUGAUUGCAAAUCUUGGUUUGAUUUUAUUAUUUUUACGGAUGAUAAUGAUGAUGAUGAUAACAGUGCUGGUCCAGACCUUUCUUUGGAAAAGGCACGGUCUACCUUGGAGACCAGUCGAUUGCCAGAACGAAUUCAAAAACAAGCUUUGGCCGUGGUGGGACUGCGAGAAAAGGCCAACUUCCAGCACAGGACACCAAAACACAGUCAGUCAGGUACAAGACAAGAAGAGGAAUCCAACUUUUUAUUCCUGCUCGUGGGGAUACUACAUCUGUGGGAAAAAUUGCCCAUUGUGAUGGGCCAAUCUUCGACGGCGGUAUCUCUGAGCCCGCUUCCUUGCGAGGAUGCUGAUGGUGAAACACUCCAAUUACUUAUUGGAUUACCCACAAAUCCACAAGGGAAAGGACUGGUCACCCCCACGGCAGUGGCCAUUUUGAAUACCCUUUGUCCUUCAACAUCACCACCAGCUCUAAACCCGACAAUGACAUUGCAAGCGGUUGGCAUGGGGGCGGUGGAUUCUUCCAACUUUGUCCGCCUUUUGUUGGGCCCAAUGAUUCAUCGGCAGCCUAGUAGUACUCAAGCAACAGUCGCGGCAGAAGAAACCACAUUGCCAUGGAAACAAGAUUCUCUGAUUCACAUGGAAUCCAAUCUAGAUGACAUUACCGCCGAAUCAUUGGCAUUUGCCAUUGAACUGUUGCUGAAGAAUCAAGCUGUGGAUGCCUGGGUCACACCGAUUGUCAUGAAAAAGGGACGUUCCGCUCAUACGCUGCAUUGUCUGUGCCGCAGUGAAGCACAAUCCCUCCCGAGCUUACGGCGCGGCAGUAGCGACAAUACGACGACGACAACGCCCGCGUGGGAAAAGCUCCUACAGCUAAUGUUCCGACACACGACAACCCUGGGGGUGCGGAUCCAACGGGAUGUGGAACGCAUUGCCUUGCAUCGGUCGGUCGUCACGGCGCAAACAUCCUACGUCGACACCAGUCGAGAAGGCCAAGUCGACGUCAAGAUUGGGUACAUGGGUGGACCCAACCAUAAUAAUACCAAUGUCGUCUCGGUCAAGGCCGAGUUUGAUCACUGUCGGGAUAUCUCGCUAGAGACGGGUAUUCCGAUUCAACAAGUGGCAGCCGAAGCGGUCCAUAUUGCCUACACCAAUAUUAAUAAGAUGGAUGCUGGAGCAUGA